Messenger RNA from Misgurnus anguillicaudatus (oriental weatherfish), 2434 nucleotides. It is a transcript of the gene ogal, whose product is annotated as O-GlcNAcase like. NCBI's taxonomy places the organism in Eukaryota, Metazoa, Chordata, Actinopteri, Cypriniformes, Cobitidae. The record is from RefSeq and is a predicted model, not a curated record. Gene Ontology annotation, biological process: glycoprotein metabolic process. Gene Ontology annotation, molecular function: beta-N-acetylglucosaminidase activity.
UGUACGCAUGCGCGGCGUGAGCACGAGCACAAUAAGGAAGUGGAGAGAUUAUAAACAUAAACGUUAAUCCAGACCAGACAGCAAAGAAAGUGUGUUAGAUGAAUGUCAUCGACACAGUGAGGGGAUAAAACAGAUUAUAUUGAUCAUUUGAUCGGCUGGGAAAUCUGCAGGAAUCAUGUCAGAGAAAUCCAAGAUCUUUCUGAGUGGAGUGGUCGAGGGGUUUUAUGGACGGCCGUGGACUAUGAACCAGAGAAAAGAGCUCUUCAGAAGGGAGCAGAAAUGGGGAUUGAACACUUACCUGUACGCCCCAAAAGACGAUUAUAAGCACCGAAUGUACUGGAGAGAUCUUUAUUCUCUGGAGGAAGCAGAUCAACUCAUUACUCUCAUCUCAGCUGCUAAAGAGUGUAAUGUUGAGUUUAUCUAUGCCAUUUCUCCGGGUCUGGACAUCACCUUCUCAAACCCUAAAGAAGUGUCAGCACUAAAGAGAAAACUGAGCCAGGUGAGUGAAUUCGGCUGUCGCUCGUUCGCGCUGUUGUUUGAUGACAUUGAGACUGAAAUGUGUCCCGCGGAUAAAGAAGCGUUCGGCUCAUUCGCUGACGCCCAAGUGUCCGUCACCAAUGAAGUGUUUCAGCAUCUGAAGGAACCGCAGGUCUUCCUCUUCUGUCCCACCGAUUACUGUGCUGCGUUCUGCACCCCGAGUGUCCAGCUGUCCAAGUAUUUAAACACAGUUGGAGAGAAACUCAAUCCGGGCAUUGAUGUCCUCUGGACAGGGCCAAAGGUGGUGUCAAAUGACAUCAGUGUGGCAUCUAUAGAGGAGGUAUCUGCUGUUCUCAGGAGACCUCCAGUGAUUUGGGACAACAUUCACGCUAAUGAUUACGACCCACAGAGACUUUUCCUCGGACCCUUCAAGAAUCGUCCCACAGAGCUCAUCCCUAAACUCAGAGGAGUUCUCACUAACCCCAACUGUGAAUUUGAGCCCAAUUUCGUUGCGGUUCACACACUGGCAACCUGGUGCAAGUCCAGCUCUGGACAGAAAGAUGUUUCUAUGGAUGGUGAAGAUCAAGGUUCAGACUACAUCCCCCAUGAUGCUUUGCGGCUUGCGCUCACAGAAUGGCUGGUUGAGUUUGGCAAAGCUGAUCAACCUGAUGGCUCUCGAAGUCGCAGCGGUCGCUCUAAACGAGAAGCGUCUGAAGAAGAACCGAUGCAGACGGACGGCUACGUUCCCGGACCCAAAGACAACCCGCUGUACACGGCCGAACCCCUGACGCUGGAGGAUCUUAACCUGCUGUCAGAGCUCUUCUACCUGCCGUACGAACACGGCCCGACCGCAGUCACCAUGCUAAAGGAACUCCAUUGGCUUCGUGACAACAGCGAUGCUGCUACGACCGGUGACAUCACAACUGAAUGUGAAAGGGUUAAAGAGUGGAGACAGAGAGCUGAAAGGUUUGAUGAAAUGUGUGCUGCUGUAGUUCAGAUGUUCAACAGAUUGUCAAACGUCCCCAACAGACUGAUCCUCUAUGACCUCUACAACUACAUCUGUGACAUCAAGAGUGGAGUUUUACUGGCCAGAGCCUUCGUCAAAACACUUGGAGGUGGAACUCCGCACCCAGCUAUGAUUAUAAAUGAUAACCCAGAGCCGUGGGGUUUCAGAGGGGGUCUUUCUGGAGAAUUCCAGAGGAUGCUGCCGUGUCAUGGUAACAGAGAUCUGUUUCGCAUUCCUCCUGCAACACGCAUGUACACCAUCCGCCCAAAUACUGCUGAAGAUCAGCCGGAGGUGAUGAAGCUUUUUAAAGAGAUGAAUACUGAGACACAACAGACUGUGGAGCUGAUUGGAGACAGGCUGGUGCAGGGUGACGUCCACCCCACUCAAAACUGCAGUCUGAUCCUGGAGGAUUCAUCUGGUAUCUGUGGUUAUGUGUUUGCCCUCUCUGAUGCUAAAACUGCAAUGACUAAAGCUCAGUAUCCAGAGGCGAUGCUGUCUGAUUACCCAUCAGUCAUGACCGUUCAGAUCCACCCGAAAGUUCCCGACCCCACAGCAACUAAGCGUCUGAUUGAACAAGUGCUGUCAUCGCUGAGAGAGAGUGGUUCUAAAGGCGUUUAUAUUGAGUUCAGGUCCAAUGACAGAAGGAUGAUGGACUUCCUCAAGACAUUGAAUUUCUUCCAGGUGCUCCGAUUCGAAGGACUUCCGGCAAAUCUGGUCGUCAUGGGAACUAAACUAUGACAUCAUGAGAUCUUCAGGAUCCCCACCAGCUAACAUUUACACAAUAAAACAUCUGAUUAAAGUCUUAUUUCAAAUAGAAAAAAAUAUUAAUUACUUUUGAGUUUUUGAUCUUUGUUUCUUUGUUUAAAUCCUAACGAUUGUGAUUGUAAAAACUGAUUUAGAUGUUAAAUAUUUUAUUUAACUCUUAAAUAAAAAAUAUCUGUGAGAUAUCAA